Messenger RNA from Theileria parva strain Muguga, 1053 nucleotides. RefSeq names its product Leucine carboxyl methyltransferase family protein. The transcript is spliced from 9 exons. Gene Ontology annotation, biological process: methylation. The record is from RefSeq and is a predicted model, not a curated record. The coding region runs from base 1 to 1053 and encodes 350 amino acids. NCBI's taxonomy places the organism in Eukaryota, Apicomplexa, Aconoidasida, Piroplasmida, Theileriidae. Gene Ontology annotation, molecular function: methyltransferase activity.
AUGAAGCUGGAAAAUUAUCCAGAUAAAACUUACUUCUCGCCAAACAUCCUUGCCACUAAGUUGGAGGCGGUGGAGAAGAACUAUUUCGACGACGAGUUUAUGAAAUAUUUCUGCUCCAGGAGUCACGGCAGUACCUUAGGAAGUCUUUUUAACACCCUGAAGGUUUUAUCAAUUCGAUGGAUCAUCGAGCGAUUUCUCACGUAUUUUGAGGGUGAAACAGUGCAAUUUGUUAAUCUUGGCUGUGGUUUGGACACGCUGUCACUGUGGCUACUAUCAAAAUACUCAAUUGUUGUUUGUUUUGAUCUGGAUCUCGACCAUGAAAUUCAAAAGAAAAUUCAUAUUCUGACACAUACCAACGAACUUUUAACACUUUUUCCAGAGUAUAAAGUUGACUCCUCGUCGUUCAGCUCAAAGCACUUUCACGCCUUAGGAUGUGAUUUGAGGGAGGUGAGGAAUUUGGAGAGGCUACUGAGUCACGGCUUUUCUUAUGAUUUACCAACGGUUUUUCUCAGCGAAUUCGCUCUCACUUAUUUAGAAAAUCAUCUGUCAAAUGAGGUAAUAAAAUGGUUUGGUGUGAAGAUGAGGAAGAGUUCUUUAUUUAUUUACUCCGAACAUACAAGGCCGAAUUCAUGUUUUAUCAAGUGGCUUUACUCGAAUUAUUUCACUGGAAGAUCAAGAGUUUACUCGCCAUUCCAAUACCCAACUCCACAAUCCCAAGUUCAACGAUUUAAGGAGCUGGGCUGGGACGAUUCGUUUAUUUGUGACUUAACAUUUGUCUACAAUCACAUGUUCAACCCUCAACAAAAACAACAAUUAACCGAAUUGGGUGACUUGGGUGAUAAAGAAUUGUUAUCUUUAACCUUGUCCACUUGUGUCAUUGGAACAGCUCAUCGUCACUGCGAUCCAUCAUUGGUCAGCUCAAUUUCCGAACUCUACACUCCAAAAUCUGACUCUGAAGAAAAUUUGUUACCAGUGUUUACAGAAUACUUGGAACAGGAACAUAAUCUCAAUCCUCUACUCGAACCCUUCAACCGAUUCUUUCAUCUUUCUUAA